Wyeomyia smithii (pitcher-plant mosquito) is the source of this 2160-nucleotide messenger RNA. RefSeq names its product zinc finger protein ZFP2-like. The transcript has 2 exons. Gene Ontology annotation, cellular component: chromosome; nucleus. Gene Ontology annotation, molecular function: DNA-binding transcription factor activity, RNA polymerase II-specific; RNA polymerase II cis-regulatory region sequence-specific DNA binding; chromatin insulator sequence binding. Bases 151 to 1851 code for a protein of 566 amino acids. The record is from RefSeq and is a predicted model, not a curated record. NCBI's taxonomy places the organism in Eukaryota, Metazoa, Arthropoda, Insecta, Diptera, Culicidae. Gene Ontology annotation, biological process: regulation of transcription by RNA polymerase II.
ACUCUAUAUAUUUACAGGCACUCUAGAAUAAACAAAAACAUUGCAUUAUGCCAAUAUCGCGGCUCGUCGAGAUAGAUUGUUCACGCCUUGAAUUAAUAAAUAAUACGAUAAAACUUAUUAUUUAUUUAAUUCUGAUGUUCAGAAGUGAAAAUGACCGAUUCCACCGCGCCUAAGUUCUGCCGAUGCUGUCUAGGCCAGCACACAAACCUGAUUAACGUUUUCACUAGGCUAGUAGAGUUUCAAAAUAAAAUAUGCGAUUUGCUACUGGAAUGCACAGGAAUAGAAAUUUCAGAAAAUGAUUACUACUCCAAGGAAAUUUGCAUAGUGUGUCUAAGCGAUUUGUCCAAUGCGGAACGAUUUCGAUUGCGGUGCCUAAAAUCGGUAGAAAUUUUGAUGCAUGAGCAAUGCGUUGUCGAAGAUUUGCAACAAAAAACCACAUUUGAUACGCCGGUGUCAGAAAGUUUGAUACCAACAGAAUUAAAAAUAAAUGCCAGCCAUCGCUCCGAAUUCGAUGAGAAAAGUGAGUUUAAAAUCAAACAAGAAUCUCCUGCUGUCGAUUUGUUGUUCACUUCAUCUGUUGCUAAAAUAGAAGAUGAUCCAGAAGAUUUGGGAAUCGAAUACACAAUUCGUUCCCAAUACUUUCUAGAUACAGCCGCCCUUAAUGGUCACAGCGAAAUGCAGAACGACAAAGUUUCGGCUGUUGAAAGCCCACUUCAAUGUAGCGUUUGCAAAGAAGAGUUUGAUGAUAGUGAAACUCUUCAUCGUCACAUUCGAUUACAUUUUCAGGAUGAUAAACACAAAAAGCGGCUGAAUAAAUGUCCUACUUGUGAUAAGAUUUUCAGCGGCCGUUACCAUCUGGAGAGACAUAUGAUUACUCAUAACGUAACCUACAGUGAGCGGCCUCAUAAAUGUAAUGUAUGCGAGAAACGAUUUAAUUUAAAGCGAACCCUCCAAAUACACCAGCGAACACACAGCGGUGAAAAGCCAUAUAAUUGUGACAUUUGUGGGCGCACAUUCAGAACCACGAGUGUUCUUGUGAAACAUAGGCGCACACACACUGGAGAAAGGCCGUAUGUGUGCGACGUUUGUGAAAAAUCUUUCAUCAGUGGUAACGAGUUGAAGAAUCACAAGAUUAAGCACACCGGUAACUUACCUUUCAGUUGCAAAAUAUGCGACAAAAAGUUCAUUAUAUCCAGUGCCCUUCGCCGACACUUAAUUCGACAUGAAGAAGAAAAGGAAACUAAGUCAAAAAUUGGAAAACGCACGUUACAAAUCAAACGUACGAAGCGCACGCGCAAAUUUGAUCGCGUCAAGCACAAGAAAAUGGUUCAACCGAAAAAAUGCAGUUUUUGUGAUAAAACAUUCCGCUUCGCUUAUGCACUAAAACGACACGAGACCACACAUUCCUUUGUUGACACCCAAGAAGGUCCUUUCAGAUGCAGUGUAUGCGAUAAAGAGCUGAGAACCUCCUACUUAUACAAGCGUCAUAUGCGAAUACACGAUACCGAUCAACCGUUCAAGUGUGAAACCUGCGGCCGAACAUUUUCUCUGAUGAACGUACUGACGAGACACGUCCGGACGCACACUGGCGAGCGACCCCACAAGUGCGACUUUUGCGGUAAAGCUUUCACCACCAGCUGCGCCGUUGUUAGACAUAGACGGGUUCACACCGGCGAAAGACCACAUCACUGUGGAGUUUGUGGCAAAGGCUAUAUCACUCUUAGUCAACUCAAGAACCAUCAGUACAGCCAUUCCGGAGAAUGGCCCAGCCAGUGUCCUAUUUGCGGGAAGGGGUUUAUCAGGGAAACCCUAAUGAGCCAACAUAUGCGAAGCCAUGGCGUUUCAACGUAAGAUCUGCUUGUCUUGAAGAAGGGGCAGUUAAGCAUGCUUGUGUCAGGCAUGGCUUAGGGGCCGUUCCUAAACCACGUGGUCAUAAAGAGGGGGACGGGGGGGUUAACGAAAUGACCACGUGGUCCUUUUUCCUGACUUAUAAUUUAUUGUUGUCACCGAGUCAUGAAUGAAGCUUUUGCAUUUUAGAAAUAUAGAAUGUACUAAAAGUUUAAUAAUAAAAAUGUAAAAAUUAUGGUGAAUUUUUGGCACUUGACAAAUAAAAAGACCACGUGGUUCAAGUCGCAAGGGAGGUUGAGGGGCUUGCCAAUA